Odobenus rosmarus divergens (Pacific walrus) is the source of this 1666-nucleotide messenger RNA. It is a transcript of the gene SDR9C7, whose product is annotated as short chain dehydrogenase/reductase family 9C, member 7. Gene Ontology annotation, molecular function: oxidoreductase activity. NCBI's taxonomy places the organism in Eukaryota, Metazoa, Chordata, Mammalia, Carnivora, Odobenidae. The transcript has 4 exons. The record is from RefSeq and is a predicted model, not a curated record. Bases 34 to 975 code for a protein of 313 amino acids.
CAAUCUUCUUGGCCAUCACCUUCCCCCUGCUCUAUGGCGGCUAUCACCGAUCUCUCCUUUAUGUAUCGCUGGUUCAAGAACUGCAAUCUGGUUCGCAACCUCUCAGACAAGCACGUCUUCAUCACGGGUUGUGACUCGGGCUUCGGGAACCUGCUGGCCAGGCAACUGGUCGAUCGGGGCAUGCGGGUGCUGGCUGCUUGCUUCACUGAGGAGGGGGCCCAGAAGCUUCAGCAGGAUACCUCUUACCGGCUGCAGACCACCCUGUUGGAUGUCACCAAGACCGAGAGCAUACAGGCAGCGACCCAGUGGGUGAGGGACCAAGUGGGCGAGCAAGGCCUCUGGGCCCUGGUGAACAAUGCUGGUGUAGGCCUGCCCAGUGGACCCAAUGAAUGGCUGACGAAGGAGGACUUCGUGAAGGUGAUCAAUGUGAACCUGGUGGGACUGAUUGAAGUGACCCUCCAUAUGCUGCCCCUGGUCAAAAAAGCUCGGGGCAGGGUCGUCAACAUGUCCAGCUCUGGUGGUCGUGUGGCAGUCAUCGGUGGUGGCUACUGUGUCUCCAAGUUUGGUGUCGAGGCCUUCUCUGACAGCAUCAGGCGUGAGCUCCACUACUUUGGGGUGAAAGUCAGCAUCAUUGAGCCGGGGAACUAUCGAACAUCCAUCCUGGGCAAGGAGGGCACGGUGUCCCGUAUGCGAAGGCUGUGGGAGCGGCUGCCUCAGGAGACCCGGGAUAGCUAUGGGGAGGAGUACUUCCGCAACUAUACUGACAAGUUAAAAAACAUGAUGCAGUUGGCAGAGCCAAGGAUCAGCGAGGUCACCAACAGCAUGGAGCAUGCCAUUGUUUCCCGGAGCCCCAGAAUCCGUUAUAACCCUGGCCUGGAUGCCAAACUCCUCUACGUUCCAUUGGCUAAGUUGCCCACCCCUGUGACAGAUUUCAUCCUGAGCCGGUACCUUCCAAAGCCAGCAGACAGUGUCUGAGCUGGGGAAGUCCAGGGUGGUCAGUGGAGUGUGGAGGGGGGAAGGGGGUGGGAAAAGAGACUGUAGGGUCACAAGAGGUGGUAUCAGACAUUCUGCGGGACACUUUGCUUGGCUGACACCCACUGCCGGAGAAUUUAUGGAUAACUUCUAGCAGAAGACAAGUGCCUCUUCCCACUCACUGGGGACUCACAGAAACUUGAAGUGGCCUUUGCAGGUGCAAAGACCUACAGCAUGGCCCCAAAAACAUCUGUCACUCAUUCAGGAUAUGGCUUUUUCUGGACCUGGAAAUGUCAAUGGGAGGAAACCGAGCUUCUGCUGAAUCAUGAGCCUCUCUCAGUUAUCACUACCACUGGGAAAUACUGCAAGAUAAUCGGGCCCACAGAAGCAUCUCAACCACUUUCCUACUGGGUCUCUAAAUAUGCAUUAACCUCGUUCCCACAACACAUUAUUUGAAAUAUGUAGUAGAGCAGAAAGGGAGUGCAAGAUUAUAUCAGGUAAAAGUUUGUGAUAUUUUCUUUCUAUAUAAAUCUCUCUGUUCAUAGGUGAUUGGGAUCCACAUAAAAUAACAUUCAUUUAUUUCAUUGCCAUUGAUUAAUCUUUUUCAAAUAUUUAUUGAGUGUCUACAACAUACCAGGCACUAUGUAAGUGCUAGAAGGAUGUAAGGAUGACUAAAUCAUGGUCCUGGUUUUUU